Molecule: messenger RNA, 2438 nt
Organism: Caretta caretta (loggerhead turtle)
Lineage: Eukaryota; Metazoa; Chordata; Testudines; Cheloniidae
Gene: METTL25
Product: methyltransferase like 25
Source: RefSeq, a predicted model, not a curated record
UCGAGCACCGAGGAAACUUUCCUUCCUUCGGCAUGUCGCGUUCCCUCGGCUCCCUCCCCCCCGAGCCGGCAGCGGAGACUGUGGCCUCCCGGCUGCGGGCCGUGGCGCAGUUUCUCAGGCGGGCGAUGCCGCUGUGCCAGGCCCACACGGUGGAGUUUUACACGCGAGGGCUGUGGGAGCAGCUGGUGGCUGUAUCCCCCGAGACGGUGCUGGAGGUGUUGGGCGGGGCCGGGCUCCUGCGGCAGCAGCAGCGCCCCCUGGAGGAGGCCGCCGGCACCGGCAGGGCCGGGCUAUGGGAUAACUGCAAGUUUUCCAACGUGUUCUGUGAAAAUUCUCUGAAGCUGGUCAACGUGCAGUUCUUUGCCCUUGCUGCUAAAUAUCAUUCCUUGCCAAGCCUUGAAGUGUGUACCCCAUUAGAACAGAUGCUUGGAGCACUGAGUGGAAAGCAACACGAGAGAUGUGAAAUCAAAACAGAUGAGUUUAUGAAUAAUAAGAAAUCUCAUGAAGUGCAGAAAAUGUCAGAAUUGAUAGACAGCAUUGCAAAUUUUUGUGGUAUAAAGCAGGUGAUUGACCUGGGCUCUGGAAAAGGCUACCUAAGCUCCUUUUUAUCCAUGCAAUAUAAUCUAAAGGUUUAUGGAAUUGAUUCCUCAAACACCAACACUUAUGGAGCUAAUGAAAGGAACAGGAAAUUGAAGAAACACUGGGGAGCUUAUCAAAGUCGGGCAAGAGCAAAUGUCAGAGGCCAAGUGUUGGAAGAGCCAAAGGAUAGGGCAGUGCAAGAUGAAAUAAAAUGUAGAGCAAAUAUCAAUGAAAAGCUUUUAAGUACUAACAACAGUCUUUUAAGUCAAGACCAGACGGCUAGCUCAGAUUCUGUUCCUUUGGAAAUUACUGGUGCUUUCACAGACUCUGCUAUGUUGAAAACUGGCAAACAAACUGAACCUCAUUUGGUGACUCAGACACAGUCUGACGGGAACAAAAUUUCUGAAAAUACUUUUUCUCUUCUAAACAUUCUACCUGCUGAUGCUGUAGAAGCUGUUUCUUCAUCUAAAUGUAACAUGGAGCUCUGUGAAGAGGAAAAAGAGCAAAGAAAAAUGGCUUCCAUCAAGGCCAAAGCAAGCAAGUCAAAUGACUCAAACAUUUAUUUGCCAUUGACCUCAUACGUCACUGCAGAAACAGAACUCCGUGAUAUCAUUACGGAUCUGGAGGACUGUAUAAUGGUGGGACUACAUACGUGUGGGGAUCUUGCUCCGAAUACACUCCGAAUCUUUACUGCUAAGCCUGAAAUCAAGGCAGUUUGCAGUGUGGGCUGCUGCUACCAUCUGUUGACAGAAGAGUUUGAAAACCAAAAAGAUUGCUCUCCGGGAUUGUGGGGGUUUCCCAUGUGCCGGUAUUUAAAGGAAGAGGGCUGGUGCUGUGGUCGCAAUGCCAGAAUGUCAGCGUGCUUAGCUUUGGAACGAGUUGCGGUCAGCCAAGUGCUGCCUACAGAAUCAUUGUUUUAUCGAGCUGUUCUACAGGUUAUUAUAGAGGAAUGUUACGGUGUCAUCAAAAGUGAUCGGCAUGUUGGUAAAAUUUUCUCCAAGUCUUCCUCUUUUGUGGAUUAUGUCAGAAAGUCUCUGAAGAAGCUUGAACUAGAUGAGUCAAAGAAGAAAUCGGGGUCCAGCCCACACACCCAGUAGAUCCUUUGACAUCCGGUGGACCUUGGAGUCCAGUGGGGAGCACCCAGAUGGAGGCCCUCUGUCUUCAUGAUUCUAUGCUGACCUGUGUCUUGCAGGUGCUCCAGCCAUAUACCAACAUUAAUGUAAUGUUAAAUAAUCUUUAAUGCCAUUGGCAACAUUAAUUUCCAUAUGGCAUUUUUCACUAGUUGCACCAGAGUGACAAUGUGUACACUCCUUUCCCUCCCCUGCCCCCUGACAAUCUGUCACUCUUACUUGCUGGCCUGCUCCUUUCCCAUGCAUGACUCUUUGGACCUAUGGAGAGCAUGCCAGAAGAAUGAGAGGGAUCGUGCUAUACAGGUAGCUGACCUCCUAUCUCUUCUGCAUGGAGAGGGGGAGAUCAACAUAUUGGAAGGUCCUCUCUGCUGAUUUUUCACUCACUGGAGAACAAUGGCUUGAAUGUUCCAAAUGACCUUUGCAGUUAAUUUGACUAUAUAUGACCCUUUCAAAACUGCAUGUUGCACAUUGGCAGUGAGAUAUUUUGCAUGCGGUUUUUCAUUAAACUUGUAAAGGGUGUAACUAAGGCAGGCUGUGCUAGGCAUGCAUCGAUGACAAACUUAGCUGCACAGUGAAAUAUGUACUGAAGAUGUGCAUGGGAAAAGGGAGAAGCCCUCAGACUCUGUGGAGCUUGUCAGGACCAAGGAGUUAUGAAGGGCUGCUUUAUGAUUUGUAUGAAGUUUCAUGGGAAAGAGAUUCUGUCCUAAAAGAAAAGGAGUACUUGUGGCA